Molecule: messenger RNA, 2309 nt
Organism: Erythranthe guttata (spotted monkey flower)
Lineage: Eukaryota; Viridiplantae; Streptophyta; Magnoliopsida; Lamiales; Phrymaceae
Gene: MEF22
Product: mitochondrial editing factor 22
Molecular function (GO): zinc ion binding; protein binding
Source: RefSeq, a predicted model, not a curated record
UUCAGAAUCUUUAUGUCAUUUACUAUUGUACAGCGACGUACAAUCAAAUCUAGGAUCAAGAUUUUCGACCUCUAUUUCAAAUUCCGUCGCGGAAUUCAUUGCUGCAGCCACAGCUCAACCGACGACGAGUCUUUCUUCACUUCCCUUCUCGAAAAAUCUGCACACACAGCCCAUCUCAAUCAAAUCCACAACCAGUUAUACAUACACGGCCUCCACGAGAACGGUUUCAUAAUAACCAAGUUCAUCAAUACAAGUUCAAAUCUCAGAGAAAUCGACUACGCACGCCAUGUGUUCGACGAAUUUCCCGACAAGUAUGUUCACUUAUGGAAUGCGAUUAUCAGGGGGUAUUCCAUGCAUAACAUGCUGGAUAAAGUUAUCCAAGUGUACUCCACAAUGCACCGGGCUUCCGUUAGUCCCGAUGCUUUUACGUUUCCUCAUGUACUUAAAGCAUGUGGCGGCUUACAGAAUAUCGGAUAUGGUCGGGUGGUUCAUGCGCAAAUUUUCAGACACGGGUUUGAAAAAGAUGUGUUUUUGCAAAAUGGGCUCUUGUCAUUUUAUAUAACGUGCGAGGAAAAUAAUUGCGCUCGUAUUAUUUUCGAUGGGUUGCGUAGUAAGGAUGUUGUUUCGUGGACUUUGAUGAUCUCUGCUUAUGCUCAGAAUGGGCAGCCUAUGGAAGCAUCGAGGAUUUUUCGAGACAUGAGAAGAUUGCAUGUGAAGCCCGAUUGGAUAGCUUUGGUUAGUGUUAUUAAGGCGUAUUCGGAUAUGGAGGAUUUGAAUCAAGGAAGAUGUCUCCACGGUUUGGUCAUUAAAACAGGACACGAGUUCGAGCUCGAUUUGCGAAUUUCACUUACAUCUCUAUACGCAAAAUGUGGGCAUGUGACAGCUGCAAAAUCUCUGUUCGAUGGAACGGAGGUCGGAGAUGUAAUUCUCUGGAAUUCCAUGAUUUCGGGUUUUGCUAAAAACGGACACGCUACUGAAGCGUUGGAGCUUUUCUUCGAGAUGAUAUCAAGAAACAUUGAGCCCGAUGCCGUGACUGUACAAUCCUCCGUCUUGGCUUCUGCUCAACUGGGGUUGCUCGAUCAAGCGAAAUGGAUUGAAGAUUUUGUCAAUAAUAGUACUUUCAGACACAACGUAAUUGUUCAGACAGCCUUAAUCGACAUGUAUGCAAAAUGUGGAAGCCUAGACUCGGCCCGUGAAAUUUUUAACCGAAUUGAAGACAAAGAUGUAGUAAUAUGGAGUGCGAUGAUAAUGGGUUAUGGCCUACAUGGACGAGGAAGAGAAGCAAUUCAUCUCUUUAAAGAAAUGAAGAAUUACGGGACCCGCCCAAAUGAUGUCACUUUCCUCGGCCUUAUUACAGCUUGCAGUCAUUCUGGUCUCGUAGAAGAAGGAUGGGAAAUUUUCCUCUGCAUGCAAGACUAUGGUAUAGAGCCUCACCAGAAACAUUAUGCAGGUGUAGUCGACUUGUUGGGGCGAGCUGGUUAUUUAGAAAAGGCGUACAAUUUCGUAAAUACGAUGCCCGUUGAGCCAGGUGGCUCGGUUUGGGGAGCUCUAUUGAGUGCAUGUAAGAAACAUCGCUGUGUACAGCUCGGGGAAUAUGCUGCGGAGAAACUUUUCAAUUUAGACCCUUUAAAUAUAGGAUAUUACGUUCAACUCUCCAAUAUUUACGCUUCAUCAAGAAUGUGGGAUGGUGUGGCAAAAGUCAGAGUACUUAUGAAAUCGAAGGGUUUGAACAAAGAUUUUGGAUAUAGUAUGAUCGAGAUUAAUGGGAAGAUGGAGGCUUUUCGAAUGGGCGACAGGUGUCACCCGAGAUCGGACGAGAUAUAUAAGAAGCUCAAGUGGUUGGAGAUUAUGUUAUUGGAGUGCGGAUUUAUUCCGGAUACGGAAUCUGCUUUGCAUGAUUUGGACAAAGAAGAAAAAGAGAUGACUUUGUGCAAUCAUAGUGAGAGAGUGGCGAUUGCGUACGGGCUUAUUAGUACAUCUCGUGGAACUACACUUAGGAUUACGAAGAAUUUACGAGCAUGUGUGAACUGCCAUUUGGCAACCAAAUUAAUAUCGAAGUUUGUCGACAGGGAGAUUGUUGUAAGAGAUGCGAACCGGUUUCAUCACUUUAAGGAUGGGAUUUGCUCGUGUGGAGAUUAUUGGUGAAUGUCUGAAAAAGUUUGACAUCAAUCAAACGAAGCAUGAAGCAGGUAUGCAUGCAGUUUAAAAUGUCGAAAGUAAUUAAUUUUAGUGAAGCACGUUGGUUGGUGACUGAAAUCGAUUGAAGUUUCGGGGUUCUUGAAUGAAAUUUAUAUGGAAAAAAGUUGAAU